UAGUCACUCGCCCUACUUCUUGCCCUGCACUCGAGGCUUGCAGAGCAUGAUGUGGCUAGGGUCAUAGCAGCAAGAGACCGUGCAUGCGCGCAUGGAGGUGUCAUGUUGGAGCUAGCUGUCCCAAAUGACCUGGCUACCGCGGCUAGUCUAGUCUAUGCUAAACUGGCCCUCAUAGUGCGUAUUGCUGCAGAUGCGAACAGACGUGCUAAACUUAGGGUGAUAGUAGCCCUGCUUCAAUGCUAUCGCUGCGUAGCGUACUACUAGCGACUAGAAAGGGGCUCGGGCCUAACUUGCCAAGUCUGAUGCUCAGACGUGCAUUGUUCCAUGCUGGCAGAUGCAGCUCCCCCGCUCUUCGACUGA
Aspergillus neoniger CBS 115656 is the source of this 360-nucleotide messenger RNA. RefSeq lists its product as uncharacterized. Bases 103 to 264 code for a protein of 53 amino acids. The record is from RefSeq and is a predicted model, not a curated record. Lineage: Eukaryota; Fungi; Ascomycota; Eurotiomycetes; Eurotiales; Aspergillaceae. The transcript has a single exon.